Acaulospora morrowiae is the source of this 148-nucleotide messenger RNA. The record is from the annotation of a GenBank genome assembly. Lineage: Eukaryota; Fungi; Glomeromycota; Glomeromycetes; Diversisporales; Acaulosporaceae.
AUGACGGCAAGUUGGGAAAGUGUCAGUAGUCAGCAGAUUGAUAUUGGCAUUACCGAUGAACAACGAGAAAAGCUAAAAAAACGAUGGAAUGAAAAUUCGUUUUUGCAUAAAUUAAAACAAGGCCCUUUUGCAUCCACCCUAUAUGCAA